AUGCCUUCGAGAAUUCCUUCGUCAAACGACCCGGUCUUGCCAGGAAGGGAGCUAUGGGGUACUGAACGAUUUUGGCAUUUCGCGCACCACGAGCAUCAAGGUGCUUUCGAUAUGGUCUCAAUCUUUGUGGUAGAUGUGGGAAGCCGACACUUGAGCAUCGAAGACUGGCGGAAAGCCUGGUCCAAGCUUUACAGGACUUUUGCAGUCCUGUCGCAAAAGAUCUCAGACGACAGUGGAGAAGGCAAAAUCGUGGAUGGAGCUCUGAGAGCGGAGGAGUCCUUCUUUACAGGACCGAUACUGCAAGACGACCAGGACCGGAUCGACUAUUCUCUUCAGCAGCGCCGCUUCGACUGUCUUUCAUUAACUGUGUUCGCAACAAGCGGAACCGAGCACGAAAGCUUUCACCUAGCCAUUUCAAAUCCUCACGCUCUGGGCGAUGCGAAAGGCAUCUUCGCAAUCGGAAAGGCUUUGAUACAGGGUGUCCUAUCGCAAACUCAGGCCGAACUGCAAUCUCCCACCUCCCCACCACCACAGCCAAGCUUAAAAGCAUUCACCACGUCACAUAACCAAGACCUUGGACUGAAAGCCAUGUUCGAGGUAGCAAGGACAGGUUCCUCAAUUGGAUUUCCUAUUCUUCCCAAAGAGACUUCAGCAGAGUUGGAGCCUGCUUCCCGAGAAUGGCGCAGAGUGUUCACUUUCUCCCCCGCCCAGACCGAAACUCUGGUCCAGCUCUGCAAAGCCAAGGCGCUCACAGUGUCAGCUUGGCUUCAAGCAACUAUCUUGCACGCAUUGAUCGAUACGCUCGUGGACGACAAAGGGGACGAGAAAGCCGAACAGACAUUCACGGUUGCUGCGAUGCCGUUCCACUCUCCGCUCAGUGUAUCGGGGGCCACCAGUACGAUCUUUGCCCCAAUUUCGAUUCGAGUUGGAUCGAAGGCCGAGCUGAAUGACAUUGCGGAGGCUGUCGCUGAAUCAUUUGGCCUAGCACGCAGAUUUGCAGAGGACGUGCAGGACGACUACGUGAAGACCCUUCUCAAGCUCUUUGGUUCCGUCCGUCUGGAAACUAGUGUUCCGACAUUCUCAAGCCUUGGACGCUUGGACACGGUUACAGGGUUGAAGAGGUACCAUGUAGUGGCAAGAAACAAUCUGCCGACGACGGGAAUUCACGCCUGGACGCUAAACGAUCAGCUCAAUCUCACACUUUCCUGGGCUCCUGCGAGAUUCAGACGUGACCACAUUGAAAAAUUUUGGUCGACAUGGAUAGGCACGAUAAAAGAGGUGGUUGCCUGA
Molecule: messenger RNA, 1290 nt
Organism: Mycosarcoma maydis (corn smut)
Lineage: Eukaryota; Fungi; Basidiomycota; Ustilaginomycetes; Ustilaginales
Exons: 3
Coding region: 1-1290 (429 amino acids)
Source: RefSeq, a predicted model, not a curated record